Eruca vesicaria subsp. sativa (arugula) is the source of this 2264-nucleotide messenger RNA. The record is from the annotation of a GenBank genome assembly. Lineage: Eukaryota; Viridiplantae; Streptophyta; Magnoliopsida; Brassicales; Brassicaceae.
AUCUUCUUCACUAUUACAAAACAAACCAGACGUAUAUAUUUUGUUGAGUAACACAAAAAAAAAAAACAAGAAAGUAUCUUCUUCAAGCAAUUAAUAGAGAGGGAGAAUAAACAGAGACCAACACACAGAAACAGAGUUCAGAGAAACAUGGGGAAGCACUUGUUCCGAUCCUCACCUCCACAAGAGAAACAACAACCUCACCAAACCCUCGCCGAAACAGCUCUCCAAGAAUGUAUGAGCGACAUCACCACCGUCAUCUCCAAAUGGACUUCUUCCUCCUCCAACGAGUUCCUCUUCUCCACCAACAGCCGUCGCGAAGCAGAGGAGUUCGUCGAAGCCGUGAGGCGUUUACACAGCACCAUGCACCGCCUUGUCGCCGUCAACCCUUCCUCCGAUAAGCUCAUCUACGCGCAGAACCUCAUGCAGUCCGCGAUGAACCUCCUCGAAUCCGAGUUCCAGCGCGUGCUCAAGGAGAAUAAACAGUACUUAGACCCCGAGAGCGUCUCUCUACGUUCUUGCAGAUCGUCGAGAAAAUUCAGCACUUCGACGGUGACUAGCAUCUCCGACUCGGAAGACGAGUACGAGGAGAACGCCUCCGCCGAAGAGCAUAGAUUCUCCGGCGGAGAUUCCGACGCCAUGGACGAUCUCAAAAUGAUUGCGGACUGUAUGAUCUCCACGGGGUACGCUAAAGAAUGUGUCAAAGUUUACAAAACCGUGCGGAGAUCCAUCGUCGACGAGACGCUUCACAACUUAGCUGUUGAGAAACUGACUCUCCAUCAGAUUCAGAAGAUGGAUUGGGAGAUUCUCGAACCUAAAAUCAAAUCGUGGCUACGUGCUGCAAAGUUAGCUGUUCGUUCCCUCUUCUUUGGAGAGAGGAUCCUCGCCGACCACGUGUUCUCCUCCUCAACCAACAUAGUCGAAGCUUCUUUCACAGAUAUCACACAAGAGGGAGCCUUAACGCUCUUUACCUUCCCCGAACACGCGGCCAAGAUCAAGAAGCUCUCACCAGAGAAGAUGUUCAGGUUCUUGGACAUGUACGAGUCUCUGGCCAAUCUCUUCGUGGAGAUCGAGUCGAUAUUCUACUUCGACUCCGCCGCGGCAGUUCGAUCUCAAGUGAUCAACUCCUUAGCGAAACUCGGCGACGCGGUGCGUUUCAUGAUGACGGAUUUCGAAACCGCGAUUCAGAAAGAAACGUCCAAAACGCUGAUCGUAGGCGGUGGAGUUCACCCUCUCACUCGUUACGUCAUGAACUACCUCUCGUUCCUCGCUGAUUACAACGAGUCCAUCUCCGUUAUCUUCGAGAACUGGCAGCUCACGGUGCCGUCUCCUUUACCGGAGUCUUUAUUCGGUAGCGGAGGGGACGAUGCUCGUCCGGAGGAUUUGUUUACGUCUCCGGUGUCGUUACGCAUCGCGUGGGUGAUUCUUCUGACUCUUUGUAAAAUCGACGGGAAAGCUCAACCGUAUAAAGACGUGGCGAUGUCUUAUUUGUUCCUCGCGAAUAAUCUCCAAUACGUCGUCGUAAAGGUCCGUUCGUCUAGCUUGAAGGCUCUUCUAGGGGAGGAUUGGGUGGCGAGGCAUGAGGGGAAGGUGAGACAGUACGCGGAGAAGUUCGAGAAGCUCGCGUGGGGGAAAGUGCUGACGUCGUUACCGGAGAAUCCUUCCGAGGAGAUUACGCCCGAGGAGGCUAGGGCUUUGUUCGCUAGGUUUAACGAUGAGUUCGAGGCGGCGUAUAGGAAACAGAUUUCGUGGGUUAUACCCGACCCGAAGCUUAGGGACCAGAUUAAAAUCUCGUUGAGUCAGAAACUAAUGGCGGUUUGUACCGAGUUUUAUGAGGUGAACCGGUUUGGUUUGGGAGGUGGGACGUUUAAUGUCAGGUAUACCCCUGAGGAUAUAGGGAAUUAUCUCUCGGAUCUUUAUUUUGGAAGUAGAGGGUCAGGGAGUGUCUCGACAAAAGGAUCUGGAUCCGGGUCCGGUUCUGGUUCGACUACUACGGGUAAAUCUUGGGGAGGGCGUAGCCAUUGAAUGAAAAAUAUCGUGAUAUUUUUACUUAAUAUUAGCAAUAUUUUAUUUAUUUUGGGUGGUGUGUGGUUAAAGUGGGCACAGUGAUGAGUGCAUGAAUGAUCGUAUCGUAUCUCCUUUUUUUCAUGUACAGAUAUGUUAAAUUAUUGGAUCAAAUUCUACUUUUAUUAAUAUAUUCAUUCGAUUCUUUUUUUUUUGUAACUUUGUGAUUUAUCAACGAAAAAAGGAAAAUACGAUGAUUAUUU